GAUAAUCAUAGCACACGGUAACAUAAAAAAAAUAAGGUCAAACAGACAUAUUUCCUUGCUUUAUCUUUCUUGCUUGCUCUUCCACUUUCCUCACUUCAAUCUCUCUUUCUCUCUCUCUCUCUCUCUCUCUCUCUCUCUCUCUGCUUUUCUGGCUUAGACACCCAUCUUUUUCUUUAACCUUUUUUCUCUUCCUCGUUUGAGUGACAUACAAGAACUGCAUAAUCAAAAUUACAUGUCCUUUCGCACCACUUUGCUUUUUUCGACCUUUGCUUCCUUGGAUGUUGUAGUACAAAACACUUCGUUAAAGAGUUCCCCCAAGAACAUUUCCGGGGUUUCAUUUCUGAUUCUUGGUCUUGACUAUAAUUGUUGAGCUGGUUCUCCGACUUGUCUCAGAUUCAUUUCCAUUUUUUUCUCUAACCCACUGAGAUAUACUAUGGAGAAGGAGAACUUGACACCAACCAAUUGGAUUACUGCCAAUUUUGGCAUGGAAAUCCAGCCCAACGAGCUGAAUUGUGCUCCUGACAACCUUGCCAACUGCUUUUUCAAUCCCAAUUGGGAUAACCCAAUGGAUCAGAGCGAUCCCUUUGAGUCUGCCUUGAGCUCCAUUGUGUCUUCCCCGGUAGCUUCCAAUGCCGCUCCCAUUCCCGGUGGCGGUCGCGGCGAUGGUCUAAUUAUCAGAGAACUUAUUGGAAGACUAGGAAGCAUAUGCAACUCCGGUGAGAUUUCGCCGCAGGCUUACAUUGCUGGCAACAACAACAACAACAACAACAAUAGUACUAACACGUCUUGUUACAGUACCCCUUUGAAUUCCCCUCCUAAGCUCAAUCUGUCAAUGAUGGACUCACAGAUCCGAGGGAAUCUGCCGUUCAACGGAAGCCAUUUACCAUCUCAUCCAAGUCUGGCGCCCUUUUCAGCAGACCCUGGAUUCGCUGAAAGGGCUGCAAGAUAUUCAUGCUUUGGCAAUACAAGUUGUAUCGGGUUGAAUGAAACUGAAUUGCGGUAUAGAUUGAUGGCUGGAAUGGAAUCCGGUCAGGCGUCGAACGCUUCGAGCAACCAGUCAUUUAAGGUUGCUGGAUCUCAGAUGGGUGUUUAUGAAAACAACAAGAGCUCGCCGCAGGAAGGAAAUUUGGCCGCCGAUAGGAAAUUCAGUAGGUUAUCAAGGCCUUCGACGCCUGAAAAUGCAGAAUUGGGUGAUUCCAGGGAGGGAUCUUCGGUUUCUGAACAGAUCCCGGGUGGGGAAGUAAGCACAAAAGUUGAAAGCGAGGCCAAUGCCAGGAAAAGGAAAUCCAUUCCAAGAGGAAAGGCCAAAGAAUCAACCCCUUCUACUCCCUCAGCUAAAGAUGCCAAGGCUGCUUCGGAGAAUGACGAAUCGAGUGCGAAGAGAAGCAAAAAAGAUGAAGGUGGAAAUGAAAAGGAUGCCGCAAAGGCAAAGGGAAAGGCAGAGCCAAAAGCUGCAGGGGUUGGGAAUCAGAAACAAAGUAAGGAUAAUUCAAAGCCUCCGGAGCCACCAAAGGACUACAUUCAUGUCAGAGCCAGGAGGGGCCAAGCUACGGAUAGCCAUAGUCUUGCCGAAAGAGUAAGGAGAGAGAAAAUCAGUGAAAGGAUGAAGUUCCUUCAGGAUCUUGUUCCUGGUUGCAAUAAGGUCACCGGCAAGGCAAUUAUGCUGGAUGAAAUCAUAAAUUAUGUGCAGUCGUUGCAACGUCAGGUUGAGUUUCUUUCAAUGAAAUUGGCGACCGUGAAUCCGAGGAUGGAUUAUAACGCGGAUGCCCAUUUGUCGAAGGAUAUAUUUCAAUCUCGUGGAGCUUUGCCACACAGCCUUUACCCAUUGGAUUCAGUGAUGGCGGCUUUCCCAUACGGCUACCAGCCCCACCAGCAAGUGCAUAGCGGCAUUGCAGGCGGAGCAGAGAACCAAUUCCAAGUAAACUCUUUGAAUGCUGCACUGCGUCGAAACCCUAUCGACGGAUUCGGUGAAGCCACAGCCACCCCACAAGUUUCAGGACUCUGGGAGGAUGACCUCCAAAGCGUAGUUCAGAUGGGUUUUGGGCAGAAUCAGCUGCAGAGCUUUCAUGGCUCGGUGGGUUCAGCCCAGAUGAAAGUUGAGCUGUAACUAGCGUUGAUGGAGAAAGAAGCUUUGAAUUCAUUUCAGCGAGAGAGAUGCAUGCCUCUGUACAUAGAGCUCCCACUCCCAGUUUAUUUUUAAUUAAUUUUAGUUUCUUUUUGGGAAACCCAUUCUUUCAAGAAUUCGACAUUGUAAUUUGCUAGAACUAAUUGGUGCAACAAUUCAGUAGAUCGACCACAUACAAGGAUGUAGGAGGAGGUUGAAAUUAAGGAGGGAGGAGGUCAGAAAUACCAACUGUCAUUGAUUCAUUUUAGACCCUCAAGGCCUCAAGCAUAACAGUAUUUGACUAUUUUCUGCUUAUUUUAUUUUAAUUUUUUGUAUUUUAUUUUAUUUUUUUCCACUUCUUGGCAAGUUAACGAAAACAGUGUAAUAUUUGAGUUGCUUUCAGAUUUAGCUGGAAAAGUAUUUAUUUGGGGCCCGUGAUUGGAAUUGA
Alnus glutinosa is the source of this 2552-nucleotide messenger RNA. Its product is annotated as transcription factor bHLH77-like. Gene Ontology annotation, molecular function: protein dimerization activity; DNA-binding transcription factor activity. The transcript is spliced from 8 exons. Gene Ontology annotation, cellular component: nucleus. The coding region runs from base 434 to 2107 and encodes 557 amino acids. Gene Ontology annotation, biological process: regulation of DNA-templated transcription. Lineage: Eukaryota; Viridiplantae; Streptophyta; Magnoliopsida; Fagales; Betulaceae. The record is from RefSeq and is a predicted model, not a curated record.